Spinacia oleracea (spinach) is the source of this 618-nucleotide messenger RNA. RefSeq lists its product as uncharacterized. Bases 1 to 618 code for a protein of 205 amino acids. The record is from RefSeq and is a predicted model, not a curated record. Lineage: Eukaryota; Viridiplantae; Streptophyta; Magnoliopsida; Caryophyllales; Amaranthaceae. The transcript has a single exon.
AUGCCCCCAAAGCUCAAAGACCCGGGAAGUUUUUCUAUCCCAUGCGCUAUACAAACCCUUGAGAUUGGGAAUGCUCUUUGUGACUUGGGUGCUAGUGUUAGUUUAAUGCCUUAUUCGGUUUUCGCCAAGCUUGAAGUUGGUGAUCUUGUCCCCACCAACAUUACAUUGCAACUUGCUGAACAUUCGGUCAAAUACCCUAUUGGCAAGGUUGAGGAUGUACCCUUGAGAGUUGGUAGAUUUUUUAUCCCCGUCGACUUUGUGGUGCUAGAUAUAGAUGAGGACGUGCAUGUCCCUAUUAUUCUUGGUCGGCCAUUCUUGGCCACGGCGGGGGCCAUUAUUGAUGUUAAGCAAGGGAAAAUCACUUUGAAGGUUGGGAAGGAUAGUUUGUUUUUUGACUUGAAUAAAGCCAUGAGUUAUCCUAGUUCUACUAAUGAGAAAUGUUUCUUGGUUGACUCUUUUGAUCCCAUAGUGCAUGACAUGCAUGAGCAUUUGCUCGCUACUAACGAUCCGCUUGAGCUUGCUCUUUUGAGUAGAGAAGGCUUAGGAGAUAUAGGGGUUGAAGCGGCCAACUACAAGGAGCUAUUGGAUUCCACCUCACCUUGUGCUCAAUCGGAGUAA